Messenger RNA from Myotis brandtii (Brandt's bat), 4255 nucleotides. It is a transcript of the gene RNGTT, whose product is annotated as RNA guanylyltransferase and 5'-phosphatase. Bases 37 to 1800 code for a protein of 587 amino acids. Gene Ontology annotation, molecular function: protein tyrosine/serine/threonine phosphatase activity; mRNA 5'-triphosphate monophosphatase activity; ATP binding. The record is from RefSeq and is a predicted model, not a curated record. NCBI's taxonomy places the organism in Eukaryota, Metazoa, Chordata, Mammalia, Chiroptera, Vespertilionidae. Gene Ontology annotation, biological process: protein dephosphorylation; 7-methylguanosine mRNA capping. The transcript has 16 exons.
ACCUUUUUUUUAGGAAGAUUCUUACCUCUGAAGACAAUGUUAGGACCAAGAUAUGAUAGUCAAGUUGCUGAAGAAAAUCGGUUUUAUCCCAGUAUGCUCUCAAAUUAUCUAAAGAGUUUGAAGGUUAAAAUGGGCUUGCUGGUGGAUUUGACAAAUACUUCGAGGUUCUAUGACAGAAACGACAUAGAAAAAGAAGGAAUCAAAUAUAUAAAACUUCAGUGUAAAGGACAUGGUGAGUGCCCUACAACUGAGAAUACCGAGACAUUCAUUCGUCUGUGUGAGCGGUUUAAUGAAAGAAGCCCACCUGAACUUAUAGGUGUUCAUUGUACCCAUGGCUUCAAUCGUACCGGUUUCCUCAUAUGUGCCUUUUUGGUGGAGAAAAUGGAUUGGAGUAUUGAAGCAGCAGUUGCCACUUUUGCUCAAGCAAGACCACCAGGAAUUUAUAAGGGUGAUUAUUUGAAAGAACUUUUCCGUCGUUAUGGUGAUAUAGAGGAAGCACCAGCCCCACCUGUAUUGCCAGAUUGGUGUUUUGAGGAUGAUGAAGAGGAAGAUGAGGAUGAGGAUGGAAAGAAGGAACCAGAACCUGGGUCAAGCGCCUCCUUUGGCAAAAGGAGAAAAGAACGGUUAAAACUGGGUGCUAUUUUCUUAGAAGGUAUAACGGUUAAAGGUGUAACUCAAGUAACAACUCAACCGAAGUUAGGAGAAGUACAGCAGAAGUGUCGUCAAUUCUGUGGCUGGGAAGGGUCUGGAUUCCCUGGAGCACAGCCUGUUUCCAUGGACAAGCAAAAUAUUAAACUUUUAGAGCAGAAUCCAUAUAAAGUAAGCUGGAAAGCAGAUGGUACUCGGUAUAUGAUGUUGAUUGAUGGCACAAAUGAAGUUUUUAUGAUUGAUAGAGAUAAUUCAGUGUUCCAUGUUUCAAAUCUGGAAUUCCCAUUUCGUAAAGAUCUCCGUAUACAUUUAUCAAAUACUCUGUUGGAUGGGGAAAUGAUUAUUGAUAAAGUAAAUGGACAAGCUGUACCUAGAUAUUUGAUUUACGACAUAAUUAAAUUCAAUGCACAACCAGUUGGAGAUUGUGAUUUUAAUGUUCGUCUUCAGUGUAUAGAACGAGAAAUAAUAAAUCCUCGACAUGAAAAAAUGAAGACUGGGCUCAUUGACAAAACACAGGAACCAUUUAGUGUCAGAAAUAAGCCAUUUUUUGACAUUUAUACUUCAAGAAAGCUACUUGAAGGAAAUUUUGCAAAAGAAGUUAGCCAUGAAAUGGAUGGACUUAUUUUUCAGCCUACUGGAAGACUUCUCUUUGGCACAUGGCCAUUCUCUACCUCUAAAGCCAGGCUCUACUCUUACUUGAAAUACAGACCUGGUCGAUGUGAUGAUAUUUUAAAAUGGAAGCCUCCCAGUCUGAAUUCUGUGGAUUUUCGCCUAAAGAUAACAAGAAUGGGAGGAGAAGGGUUGCUUCCUCAGAAUGUUGGACUUCUUUAUGUUGGAGGUUAUGAAAGACCCUUUGCACAAAUCAAGGUGACAAAAGACCUAAAACAGUAUGACAACAAAAUUAUAGAAUGCAAAUUUGAGAACAACAGCUGGGUCUUCAUGAGACAGAGAACAGACAAAAGUUUUCCUAAUGCCUACAACACUGCCAUGGCUGUGUGCAACAGCAUCUCAAACCCUGUCACCAAGGAGAUUCUGUUUGAGUUCAUUGACAGAUGUGCAGCUUCUCAGGGACAGAAACGAAAGCAUCAUCUGGAUCCUGACACGGAGCUCAUGCCUCCACCACCUCCCAAAAGACAGCGCCCUUUGACCUAAGUCCUGCCUCUGACUUCAGGAUUGAGAGGAGAGAUGAAUGAGGAAAAAUGCUGUAUUUGCAGCCAGAGAAAUUCAACAAACAAUGUGGCUUGAUGUUGAUACACAUUUGAAUUUUUUUUUUUUUAAAGAAAAGUAUUGUAGCCAGGCUGUAAAUAUUUGACUCAUUUGUUUUCUUAGUGCUACAAUAAAUACAUCAUGGAUUUAAACAUUUUAUUUAUAUUUGAUAAACCCAGCCUUACCUUGUGGAAUCUGAAGAUUGAAAUAUCCAAAGGUUUGAACAAGAUUGAAAUCAAUGAAAAAGAGGCCUUGUUUAUAUAUGGAUAACUUCUACCUUUAACUUAUAAAGUUAUCAAUCUGGAACUGUGAGCGCCUAGAACACUGUAUUUUUUAGAAGUUGUAUUUCAGCUAUGGUAAAUUUUCCUUUUAAAAAAUUUAGGCAGUGGCAUUAAACAUUCUUCCUAUCCUUUAUCAUGGAUUUUCUCCAUAUCUGACAUUCUUGUAUUCAAAAACAAAUGACAAGGUUGUUAAGUAAUGCAUACAUUAAACAACGUGGUCUGGCUUUAUCAUUUUAAGAAUUGUUUGUGGACAUGUAGAAGGAAAAAGGAAAGCUCCGUUUUGUGAACUGCAUCCUCUCUAAGGAAGAGCACUGAGUAUCUCUCUGCAUUUGCCUCUGUGGUUUGAGCUGCAAUGUCAGAUCGCCAGUGUGUCCAUCCUGGUGGUGGCUUUGAGUCUCUUCAUAGAACCUAGGUCUACACCACCAGACCCUUUACCUGUUGUUCCCUGGGAGACAUUUUUUUAAACGCCAGGGCUCCUGCUUUACCUCAGUGGUAUCAGCACAUUGUAAAUUACGUGAACACACAAAACUCACUGUGAUUAUAGGAGUGAUAUCAAACACAAGCAAUGCUGUGUGAGUUCCCUCGAACAGAACAGCAAAAGAAAUGCCAGCUGACUCCCAUGAUUAGGAAGUGGUGUGAGUGGAGAAGGGAGCAUGCUUGUCACCACAAUUCCUCUCCCACUGCCAUGUGACGCAGAGGCACAGAGCAGGCACCUGUAGGAACUAAACAUCAAGGAAGCCAAGACAUUUCUUUUCAAAGCCAGGAUUCUAUGUACAUUUUCUUCUGGGAAUGUUAUUUCUGUUGUAUGUCUGAAUUUUAUAACGUUUACUGGUAGAUAAUGGGUUUAAAGAGCAGCUAAUUGGUCAUCUGCCAUUGUUGAGAAACCAUGUUCUGAUUGGUUUGUGAAGGAACUGAGAAUUAGCCGGUUAGAGGCUAAUGUAUUUAUUUUUAGAGAUACAGGUUUUAAGUAUGUGUAUUUUAAAUUUUUUUCAUGACCUGAAUUUUAUACAUGUCUCUGCAUGUAUAUAUAUAUAUGUGAGUAUAUGCAGCAGUGUAUAUUCUUCUACUAAUGCAGUCAGAAAUGAAAAUCCAAAUGACUGACCUAGUAGACUGAAUAUCUGACAGGAUUUGUAUAUGUGAUAGCACAGGUUAACCAAAAAUGUAUUUACAUUCACCUGGGUUUAGAUGUUUUUAAACAAAGUUUUCUCCUGCAGUGCUUUUCUAUAUGAAGUAGUAGCGUCAUGCUCAGGUGCUCUCCUUUGUUGUCCCCGAGUUAUGUAAUGUAUAGUGAAUUUAUCCAAAAUGUCACUUUAGGUAUGCUCUUGUGUGUUUGGGUGCUGAAGGGAUUAAAACACCCAACUGUCACAUGACUAGAAAGAUGGAAAUUUGUCAAGGUUCCAUAGUGUCUUCUACAAAACGGAUCUAAAAAUCGUCUAUGCAACUCCAAAUAGUCUGAUGGCUCCUUCACCAGGAUUAGUGACUUUUCACAUCAUAUGUUGCUUUCUCCCGAGCCUGGGUAAAUGCAGAGCCCUUCUGAUUUAAGAGCAAGCUUUUGCCAGUGAUCUUUAAUGGAGUUAAAUGUUUAUGGUAAUUGUAACCUUUUAAAUGAGUUAUGUGAAAAGAGCAUCUCAUUUUUAAUACACCCAGAUAUUUUCUCCUUGCCUUUGUGCAUUUUCCAGCAGUUAACUCCCUUAGUCUUUCCUUUCUCUUCAGUGAUAGUGAAGUGUAAUAGUUGGCCUUAUACGUAAACCCAUGUGGCCCCUGAACACACUACCACCUGCAGUAUCAUAAAGAGUCAUCUAAAAAGUCAGCGUGGAGGGGAGUGGUGGGACCUGGAGCCAGGAUUUGGAACAUCAGGAGGGAAACACUUCCCUUCUCAGCCCACUUCACAAUACCCAUUUUUGACACUGAAGUUUUGUAGAUAAGAAUAGAAAAUUUUGCUUUUCUGAGUUAUCACAUAUAAAAGCUUUUGCAUUGUGUUUGGAAAGAUGUGGAUGACUCGACUACCUGGAUGGUUACAUUUGCUUUCUGUGAAAUGCUCAGAAAAUGUCAGACAUUCCUUCUCUGAUGUGUGUCAGUGUGAAUUGUAAUAAAACUACUGACUUAAAAUAACAGAAAGU